Molecule: messenger RNA, 2575 nt
Organism: Sander lucioperca (pikeperch)
Lineage: Eukaryota; Metazoa; Chordata; Actinopteri; Perciformes; Percidae
Gene: mrm2
Product: mitochondrial rRNA methyltransferase 2
Exons: 2
Coding region: 107-859 (250 amino acids)
Biological process (GO): RNA methylation
Cellular component (GO): mitochondrion
Molecular function (GO): rRNA (uridine-2'-O-ribose)-methyltransferase activity
Source: RefSeq, a predicted model, not a curated record
AGGGGACAUAUAAGUUUGACGCAGUGUUUGUCUUUAUUUCCACGCAGGCGCAGUUUACCAUACGCUCCACGAGCUUGCCCCGUUCUGUUAAUGCUAAUAAAAACCCAUGGCCUGCCCCAGUCAAACAAUGUGGUGCUUUUCCUUGCAGAGGAGAUCUCUCCACUCCUCGUCAUGUUUAAUGAAGAAGUUAAAGGGUAAAACUCCCGCCGAGCAGCGCUGGCUGCAGCGGCAGCUCAAAGACCCGUAUGUCAAAGCUUCUCACGCACAAAACUUCCGGUGCAGAAGUGCCUUCAAACUGCUGGAGAUAGAUGACAAGUUCAGGCUUUUACAGCCUGGAUGUAGUGUGGUGGACUGCGGAGCUGCACCUGGAGCCUGGAGCCAGGUGGCGGUCCAGAGAGUCAACUCCGCCGGGACAGCUGAGGGAGAUGCAGUGUUACCACAUGGUACAGUUGUUGGCAUUGAUUUGCUGAACAUACCACCUCUGGACGGUGCCCACUUCCUGUCCAGUCAUGAUGUUACCGACCCUGUCACGCACACCAAGCUGCUGGAGCUGCUCCCCAACGGCCAGGCUCAUGUCAUCCUGAGCGACAUGGCGCCCAAUGCCAGCGGGUUCCGGGAAAUGGACCAUGAGAAACUCAUCACAAUGUGUUUGUCUUUGAUAGACUUGGCUGAGAAAAUUUUACAGCCGGGGGGCUCUUUGGUUUGUAAAUACUGGGAUGGGAUCCUCGCUCAUAAACUUCAGAAGAAACUCUCAAGUGUGUUCAGUAGUGUUCAGACUUUAAAGCCAAAUGCCAGCAGGAAAGAUUCAGCUGAGCGAUAUUUCCUCGCUAGAAUGUACAGAAAGCCAGUAAAAGGAUAAUAGUUGUCUUUUAUUUUUCUAAUGUGUAUCCUGAAAUGAUCAAUUUGUCCAAAUUAGAUGUUUUCUGGAGACGGUUUUUGAUGAGUAAACAUGAAUAAGAGGCUUGCUUAGUAACUUUGAUCAAAAGGUGGCACUGUUGAGGCAUCAGUCAGGUUCACAGCUGCAGGCACAGACACAUGCAAACUUAACACAGUAACAGCAGUGAAUCAGUAAAAUGUUAAAUCUAUGCAAGAAUCAUCAGGGUGAUAUUCCUCAAGAGCCCAAUGCUGUGUGUUCUCUCUGAAGUUAUUGUUUGCCCCACAGUGUUUGUUCUACACAGUCAGUUUGGUAUUUGCUUUGUUACAAAAAGUCAUUUACCAGUGCUGCUUAUGCUAAUAAUUUGCACUGCCAGCCAUGUAGCAAUAUGCAAUCAUUCUCUCAUUGAGAGCUUAUGGAGGAACAACCUAAUACAGAGUCAUAUACAAGAUGACUAAUGGGAAGAGGGAUGAUACUGAAGCUUGGCAUGCUGCAAGUGUUGUCAGGCUCUGCUCUCUGACUGUGCAGAGAUGUCCAUUUCCUGUGAAAAUAUUUUCAGCCCAGUAGACCGAUUUUUUUCGAAGAUUCUUCUUUGAAUGCCUGUGUUGGAAACUUUGGAAUGUAUUUGUGUUUGUGUCUGUUCUUUUUCAUACUGAUUUGAUUCUGGUCUGACCAGAGUUCAGAAACACUGGUAUUGAAAUAAAGGGAUGUUUCUGCCAAAGCUGCAUUGUAAAAGACACAACUCAUAUAUUUGAUGUCAUAGAUAUAGGGAUUCACACUAUAGCCUUGCAAAUACAACAUUGUCUACAAUGUCAUGUACAUAGUUGUUCUUCUUUGACUUGCAGUGACUCCAUCCAUCAGGGGCGUAGCACAAACAUUUGGGCCCUGUGCAUAGGCCCUCUCAGUGGGCCCCCUUCUCUUUUUAAUACAUAAUUUGUCAUGCAUGUACAAAUAUUUUUUGGGGCAUUUUUUGCCUUAAUUAUAGUCAACAGUAGAAAAAUGACAUGCAGGACAAAGAGAGAUGGGAAAUGGCACCCCUUGUACAAAUAACGGACUAAAAAACACCUGCAUUCUUAAGGUGGAUUUAUGGUUGUACAUAGGCUCUAUGCAGAGCCCACGCCGUAGCCUAUGUAAGUGGCCUAUGCCGUUGUGAGGAUUUAUACUUGUGCGCUGGUGUGUCUGCAUCGUUCUAGCGUAUCUUUUUAAGAGAAUAGCAGAGCCGGUGUGUGUGCGUGGGGAGUGUGGUAGAGUGAGUGAGAGAGUCAUAGGGGUUAGCUUUGGAGCGAGUACCGACUCUGACAUGGGAGAUGGAGAAACAAAGUGUCUCCCCUGUGCUUUCUGACCACGGUCGGAGAAGGAGAACCUGUAAAUGAGAGGGAAAUGAGGGAAAUUUGACGCUACCAAGCCACGGCCAAGUGGACCAGUUACAGUUGCGUUCUGCAUCGCCGCAACAUGUAGUUACAUUUCUGGAGAGGUGCACUUCAGGCUAAGGUGUAGGGUCCGUACCUACAUACUGUACGUACCUACGACGUAAAUUCGCAGAACCAUAAAUCAGGCUUUAGUUGUAAUAAGUAAUGACCUUUUUUGUUCCACUUUUAAGCUUAUAUUACUCAAAUAAAUCUGAUAUACUGUUACUGAGGUUUGCUUGGAGCUGGAAUAUAAUGCUUGCUGUAUUUCUUAAUAAAAGACAAGUAAACAAGA